UUUUUCAUGAUUUGGACUAUUCUGAUUAGAAACGAAAGUAGAACACUGUACUGUACUGAAAUGAUGAAAUCCGAGUCGAAAUGCCCAAACUAAAUCUGACUUGGGCAAUAUUGCUGAGUGGAUCUGCAGCAGUAGCAUGGUUGUCAUGUAGUAAAAUAGAAUCUCCAGUGGUAUUUUGGGAUGCAGUUGUCAAACUUUUCUUGUUUUCCUUUCUCCUGUGGAUAGGAUGCACUAUUUUAAACAAGAUCUACACCAGUUUUGCCAAACAAAGUAGACUUGAAUCACAAGAAGUCUCCGAGGAGAGGAAACAAUGGUUCGAAGAACAGAGGAAAAGAAAUCGACAGUUGAUGCAGGAUAAAACAGUAGAAAAGGUUGACAGUUACAGAGAAAGGAUUCUGGCUCCUAGAGAAGAAGCAAGGAAACAGAAACAAGAGCAAGAGUUGAAUCUCAUCAUGGGUCAUACAUUCAGAGGAAGGGGAAAUCAGUUAGAUGAUGGUGUACAAGAUAUUACUCAACACAGUGAGAAUACCAAUGAAGAUGCCCGCGAAAGACGAAGAUUACCACCUGAUGUUGUCCUGCAUAGACCAAAACUGGGAACUCAACCAAAGAUGAAGAAGCGGGAGAUCAAGCUACUACCAGAACCUGAUGAUGGUGAUGCUGAUGGUAUAACAGUAACAUUACAUACCCCUGUAGACCAGAGAAAAUCAAGGAGAUUUUUAAAUUCAAGUCCAUUACAGGCUGUGCUGGACUAUAUGACCACUAUAGGAUACAACCAAGCUUACUAUACUUUGUCGAGCUCGUAUCCACGGAAACCGCUUACAGAUAGUGCAGAGAAAACGCUGAAAGAACUUCAAUUUGAGAAGAGAACGUUAUUGUACAUCGAGGAGAAGGAUUAGCAAGGACUGGGAUUGUCGUCUGCAAGUGAUGUCGUUGAACUUUUUUAGCGCCAUUGGCGACAAUGUUGUUCCUAUAUUAAUAGUAAAGAGCCAGGUUAGAUGGAAUAUUUUGUACCGGUUCAGUCUUAACCGGGCAGUGUGACAUUGAAUGCUCAGAUUUAUAAUUUUAGUACUUGAAAUCCGAAAUAUUACCACUUAACCUGCUGAACUUUUGUGCUGGUUUUGCCCUUAUGUUGAAUUUGGAAUAGUCCAUUUGAAGUAUUAGGAAUUUCAAUAUCAAAAUAUAAAAAAUUGUUGGUAUCAUUAGUAAAGAGCUUGGUCAGACUGCACAAAUGUGUAGCCUGGCAUAGCUGUACACUGAUGACAAAUGUAUUUUUAGUUCUGUACAGGUAUGGGUAAAUAAUUGACAACUUGUAAAAUGACAAGUUCAGUACAUAAGGAUAAAAGCUAUUAGAGUUAAUAUAUUUUUAGCUCGACUAUUCCAUAAGAAUAAGUAGAGCUAUUGUAGUCACCCGAGCGUCGGCGUCUGCGUCGGCGUCGGCGUAACCACUUAUGUUAAAGUUUUUGUAAUAGUUCAAAUAUUUUCAAAGUCCAUUGACAUAUGGCUUUGAAACUUUGCACACUUGUUCACCAUCAUGACCCCAACCUGUAGACAGGAGGAGGUAACUCUAUCAAGCAUUUUGACAGAAUUAUGCCCCUUUUUCGACUUAGAAUUUAUGUUAAAGUUUUUGUAAUAGUUCAAAUAUUUUCAAAGUCCAU
Molecule: messenger RNA, 1655 nt
Organism: Ruditapes philippinarum (Manila clam)
Lineage: Eukaryota; Metazoa; Mollusca; Bivalvia; Venerida; Veneridae
Product: UBX domain-containing protein 8-like
Exons: 7
Coding region: 81-896 (271 amino acids)
Cellular component (GO): endoplasmic reticulum; nucleus
Molecular function (GO): ubiquitin binding
Source: RefSeq, a predicted model, not a curated record